Molecule: messenger RNA, 3377 nt
Organism: Brienomyrus brachyistius
Lineage: Eukaryota; Metazoa; Chordata; Actinopteri; Osteoglossiformes; Mormyridae
Product: phospholipid phosphatase 2-like
Exons: 7
Coding region: 272-1132 (286 amino acids)
Biological process (GO): signal transduction; phospholipid metabolic process; phospholipid dephosphorylation
Molecular function (GO): phosphatidate phosphatase activity
Source: RefSeq, a predicted model, not a curated record
GGAAGAUAUGGAGAGCGAGAGGGAUCCUUGCACAGUGGUAGCCGGUCUCCUACAAAGGAUCUGCGGGCGGUUCGCCUGAAAGCAACCAUUGGCUUUUUUUUGUCUCAUUAGAGAGACGGAAAGACAUAAUGCGCACAGAGCUUUGAGAGCAGCAGCAGCAGCAUAUUGCCACCCACCGAACGCCUGGGCGUUCAAGGGGCUCAAGUCGAGAAGUUCCGUAAAGCGCACCUACAGCUCCGAGACAGGGUCUCAGGGAUCAGAAGGGGAAACCAUGCCGGAGCAGCGAAAGAAGAAGCUCUUCGUGUUAGUGGAUGUGCUCUGCGUGCUUGUGGCCUCACUGCCCUUCCUGAUCUUGACCAUCAUGUCCAGUCCCUACAAACGGAGAGUGCACUGUGACGACGAGAGUAUAAAGUAUCCCUUCCUGCCGGACACCAUCACGCCUGGCCUCAUGGCCGCUGUCACCAUCUCCUGCACUAUCAUCAUUAUUACGUCUGGUGAGGCUUACCUGGUCUACACCAAGGGACUGCAUUCCAACUCCGACUUCAACCAGUACCUGUCGGCCCUAUACAAGGUGGUGGGCACGUUCAUAUUCGGGGCAACAGUCAGCCAGUCUCUCACUGACCUGGCCAAGUACACGAUUGGCCGGCCGAGGCCUAACUUCCUGGCUGUGUGCGACCCUGAGGUCUGCGAGGGCUACCUCCAGGAUGCCAACUGCACCGGGGAUCCCCGCAACGUGACAGAGUCCCGGUUAUCCUUCUACUCCGGACACUCCUCCUUCGGGAUGUACUGCAUGCUGUUUUUGGCGCUCUACGUCCAGGCGAGGAUGGUGACAAAGUGGGCCCGGCUCCUGCGGCCCACCGUCCAGUUCUUCCUCGUGGCCUUUGCCCUUUACGUGGGCUACACCCGUGUAUCCGACUACAAGCAUCACUGGAGUGACGUUCUGGUGGGGCUCCUGCAGGGGGCACUAAUUGCCGUCCUCAAUGUGCGCUACGUGUCGGACUUCUUCAAGCAGCGAGCACCCAGCUGUGUGCAGACGGAGGCGGCAGAGAGGGAGGCCCUGGAGGGCAAGCCCAGUGUGCAGAUUGGGGAGGGGGAACACGGCAACCACUACACCUACCCCCGGAUGGUGUGAGCACCAGUGUGCCUGUCUCCCAUUCGUGGACAACUUGUUCCCCCAAAGCUACCACACCAACCAAAGCGCUGCAGACUGUCCACAGCCCCCCAUUUCAACCAAUCACUGCCUCUGACACUGACCCCGCCCCCCAACCUUCCUACCAAUGGCUCACCUAGCCUGCUCGGACUGAAAAUACUUAUCCUUGCAGGUCUAUAACACAAGAGGUCAUGUCUGAUUUACAUAUUUUUGCCUUUUUAUCUUUCUCCUGUUUUUUUUUUUUUUUUAUCGGUUGACUUGAGUACUGCGGAUGCUGCGCAAUGAAAGCCGUACAAAGUGAGUUAUGAGUAAGUUUGUGGGUUGAGGUUGGCUGUGACGACGAAGUCAUGUGAUGGUCUAGUCAAGUGAUCUCAGUGCCGGGCAGCCAACAUGAGCUCUUGAAGACCAGCAUAGUGUAUCAAGAAGGACCCAGAGUCGCUUUUGGUAGAUCUCAGCUGAUAUAAUGUCCAUGACUUAAUCAGGACAGCUACUAUUGCUUAGUCAAACCAGUAAGACAAGUUCAAAAGCAUCGCUGAAGAUUCAGCUGAAAUGCUACAGAAAAAUCUGUCCUAGAACCUCCUGCUUAUCUCAGAUAUUCCGCAAGACUGUGAAGGUGAGUUCAGUCCUUACGGGAAAACCCACCACUGUCCCGGUUACCUAUAUUCAAAGCUCACUUGCCACAUACACAGAAGCAUUUCACUCCGCAUCUGCACAAUGCAUGCGUGUGUGACGAAUAAAACCUUAAAUUAUUUCCAAAUAUUUAUCGUUGUCCAGAGUGGUUCUAAGUCGGCUUAUAUCUCCUACUGAAUCACAAUUUAAAAAAAAAAAACUUGUACAUUAAAUAACUUGAUUUUUUUUGCUUUCCACAUACAGCUUGCAGCUGUAAGUGUAUAGCAGGGUAUUUUAAGGUAGACUGGUUUUUAUCUGGCUAUGUAAAAUUGUUUUUGUUUUUUUUUACCAAUGAUAUGCCGCCUCCAGUGCUGCAGGUUCCAAUUGCAAGCAGUAUGAGAAUCAAUAUUUGUGUUACCCACCCCCCCCCCCCCCAGUCUGACCUGUUCUCUCCAGUCAUGUGACAAUCGAAAGGGAUUCUGCUGUUGCCGUUGUGCAAUAGUUACAUGAUUAGCUACUUUGAGAUUGUGAAGCAGUGCGCAAAUACGCUGCUGUUAUUCUGGAGUGUGUGUAUGCAGUGUGUGCGUUUUGCUUGUGUUUCUGCAUGUAUGCCGGCCUCUCAGAUGCGUGGACUGUAUGUGCGGUAAUUGGGUUCUGAUGGGUAAUCAGGUUCUAGCUCAGUCUGCAUUAUAAGUGCAUGCAGGAAUCAUACCGUUCUACGCUGAUGCACUUUCCUCUUGACUUAUUCCUAAGGAUGAAUUCUAGAAAACCUGUUCAUUUCAGACACGAAGAGAAGGUUUAAAAAUCAAUACCAGGGCUCUAUAUAAACAAGCCCACUUUCAUCCUGGUAGCUUUCAUAGAACAGAAGUUUUAUCAUAAAAUAGUGCUGGUUUAAUUACCUUAUUGAAGGAACCUUUGGUAUAUAUGCAUUUUUAGUAUUACGUGGCUGUUUUUGCUGUAAACAAACCCUAACCCUCAUCCCUCUCAUAUUGUAUAUUGAUGCAUUUUUUUGUAGUUGUCAAUGUCAGAUCCUGUUAAAUAUAUGUGACGGAGAGACCCCACGCUGCCACUUUGUAUUUCAUUGCUGGUUUUAUGCCAGUCAUCCAGUGAUUCUCAUUUGAGUUGUAAUGGGAUCCAUCAAGAAUUCCUCGAAACUGACUGUGACCAAAGAAGGCACCUGUAUUUUUUGAAUGCUGGGAUGUCAUGAUUGCUCAGUCGCAGUCGAUAUGACGUUCAACCAAAACUGCUGAAAAAGGACUUAAAAAGGACUUUUGUCAGAGAGGGAGAGAGAGAGAGAGACUUCUGUUGUCGCUGAGAAUGUGGACUUGAAGACAUCAAAGCGGACGUCUCGCCAACAGCUAAUGGGGGUCGUGAGCUGACAGACAAGUUCUGGAACGAGCUGUUGACAUGCAUGCGCCUAGUUAUCAAACUUAUCAAUCCAGAUUCCUGUCUGCUUAGGAAUCCCAGAGUCAGAAGGGUGAAGGUUUGUUGGCAGAAAGUGCCAGAAAGAUUCACAAACAGCCCAUGUCUGUGAUGUAUGAUCUGUGUUCUGGUCAGUUCCUCAGCUCUGUCGUUUUGUGUCUGUGUGACAGUAAAGCUGAUAAAUCCAGCAGCCCGA